UUACCUGAUCAAUUGUUAUAAAUGCUUAUUAGCUCCAUAUACAAGUAUUUUUCAGUGAGAAAGUUUCGGCGAAACAGAAUGUUCCACCACCUCGCUUUUUAACAAUGCAGUUAAAAGUGUUCCGAUUUCAUUGAUUUAUCUCAAAAUACUUCAGUAUUUUCAAUGGUGUUUCCACGAUCCUGGCUGCUGACUUUCAACAUCGAGAAAACCUGAUUUCAUCCUGAGACUUUUACUGCAACAGGCGGCCUGUCAAGCGUGAUUAGGUUAAUUCGGUUGGAUACCCCUGCCUGUAAUUUCACUUCAAUAUAAUGACAGCUUGACAACUUUAUAGCUCUUCGUCCAUUUUUAAACAAUUUUUUUUACAUCUUUAAUUGCUUUGUCCUUUCAACCUGUCAAGUGCAUUUUGAAGGGAAUAAACGAGAGAGCGCACGCGUUUUCUCGAUAGCUUCGCAUUAGUUUAUGUUAUCAUUACUUAAAAGAGAGCUUCUUUUAACGAACGGUGAAUUUAUGUUUUUUCAAUAACGACGAAAAAAACCCCAAAAAGCGUCCGCCCCCACUCCAAAAAAAAAAAAAACACUUCUUUCAAUCGCCAAGUGCUCUCGGCAGCAAAACAGGAAGUAGUUAGCAUUGUGGGAUCUGUAGUUCCGCUCUGGAGCUGCUGGGCUCGAUAACAGCGCGCGGAGGAGCAAAACAAAACUAAAAUCCGAGAAAAAACUUUGGGAGGAUUACACAAAUAUUGGCUAGGCUUCCAAAUAAGCAUGCCUGGAUUCACCUGCUGCGUCCCCGGCUGCUACAACAACUCGCACCGGGAUCGGGAGCUGAGAUUCUACACCUUCCCCAAGGAUCCCGUGCAGAGAGAGAUUUGGCUGAAGAACAUCUCCCGGGCCGGGGUGAGCGGCUGCUUCAGCACCUUCCAGCCCACCACCGGCCACCGGGUGUGCAGCAUCCACUUCCCCGGCGGCAGGAAGACCUACAGCAUUCGGGUGCCGACCCUGUUCCCGCUGCGGGGCGUCAACGAGAGGAAGACCCGGAGAGGCAGGAACAAGAAGGUGUCCGCCGCCGCGUACCCCGCUGUCGUCGCCGCGGUCGCUGCCAACGUCGAUGCGACCUCCGCGUCCUGCGCCCUGGGCGCCUUCGCCUCCGAGGAAGUCAGCAGCUGCAGCGCCGAGAGCGCCGGCGAGGCGGGGCGGCGGGAGCCGCUCUCGCUGGAGGUGAAGCCCAUUGACCUGACCGUGCAAGCCGACGGGUCGUGCGUCGCCGUGGUCGCGGCCAGCUCCUUAGCCCAGACGGGCUGCGACCACCCGCUGCCUGCCGCCGCUCCAGCCGCCCACCAGCUGUCCAAGGGAGAGCUCGCCACCCUCGGGGCGACCGACCACUCGUACUCGCUGUCGUCCGGCACCACGUCCGCGGAGCUGCUGAAGAAACUGAACGAGCAGAGGGACAUCAUAGCGCUGAUGGAGGUCAAAAUGAAGGAGAUGAAGUCCACGAUCCGACAGCUGAAAAUCACCGAGGCGAAACUCCGGGAAGAAGUGAGAGACAGGGACAGGAUGCUCUCCAUGGCGGUGAUACGAAAGAAACACGGCAUGUAAAACGCCUGCAUCGAGACUGAAGGAGAGAAAGAAACCAAAACGACGAACACGCGUUGAAAUAACAAACGGAACACAAACUUUUAUGGGAAAACAAAAAAACAUACCUUCUUUUAUAAGGGAUCCCCCAAAAAUGAAAAAAAAAAAAAGUUGAGUGAACCU
Molecule: messenger RNA, 1748 nt
Organism: Lepisosteus oculatus (spotted gar)
Lineage: Eukaryota; Metazoa; Chordata; Actinopteri; Semionotiformes; Lepisosteidae
Source: RefSeq, a predicted model, not a curated record